Molecule: messenger RNA, 159 nt
Organism: Parastagonospora nodorum SN15
Lineage: Eukaryota; Fungi; Ascomycota; Dothideomycetes; Pleosporales; Phaeosphaeriaceae
Exons: 2
Coding region: 1-159 (52 amino acids)
Source: RefSeq, a predicted model, not a curated record
AUGCUACCGACCAGUCCUCAGCCCAGAGAUUCGAACACCGCCAAGGUGCAAAUGCAUACCAUUCGCGGACACAUUUACUCCACCUCGGUUUCUUUUGCAGCAAGUUGGGAUGCUGAUGAUGAUGCGAAUCGAUAUAGGCUGUUGAAGUAUGAAAGUUGA